Messenger RNA from Ophidiomyces ophidiicola, 1323 nucleotides. RefSeq lists its product as uncharacterized. The transcript has 2 exons. The coding region runs from base 1 to 1323 and encodes 440 amino acids. The record is from RefSeq and is a predicted model, not a curated record. Lineage: Eukaryota; Fungi; Ascomycota; Eurotiomycetes; Onygenales; Onygenaceae.
AUGACCUCCACCGCCGCCAAUGUCAACGCCGUCGCCGCCGCCCUGGCCGACUCGUCGCCUGCCGCCGCCGCCGGCUCCUCCUCCUCCGCCUCUUCCUCCUCCGCCGCCGCCGCUAUACCACCACCCGCUGCCGCCGCCUCAUACCACCGCCGCGCCCUCAGCUCGCGCAAAGUCGGCGGCCUGGAAUCCACGUCUGUGGGCUCGUCUUCCUCCGCCGCCGCCGCCUUCGGCGCCUACCUGGCGCACCACCAGCGCAAGCACUCGCCCGGCUCCGCCCAUAGUAGUAAUCAUUCACUUCAUAAUAAUAAUAAUAAUAAUAACAGCCAGAGCGGCGAAGACACGGCCGCCCUGGGCCGCCCCGUCAGCACCAAGCACCGCAGCCGCCGUGCCAGCGAGGGGUCGCAUCUCAUCAAGGGCGACGGCGGGAAGCGCUCGCUGACCGAGCUGAAGUGUGACCGCUGUGGGAAGGGCUACAAGCACAGCAGCUGCUUAACAAAGCAUAUGUGGGAGCACGACCCGGCGUGGGCAUACACCUCCAAGCUCCUUAUCUCCAAACACCAGCAGGUCCAGCUCCUGGAGGCCGCCACCGUCCUGGUGAACAUGAACCAGGACCCCUCCGACGCCGUGCACUCCGCCGACUCCGACCGCUCCUCCGCCUCGCCCACCGCCUCCGGCAUCUCAGAGCUCCGCGACGAACUCAGCUCCACCGAAACCACCCCGCCGCCCAUGGGUGACGACCCGCCCGCCGACCGCUACCCCGUCUCCUCGGCCUUCUCGCGCUCGUUCCACUCCGUGCCGUCCAGCUCCGUCGCCGGCAGCGCCCCUUCCUACUCCCCCGCGCGCUCCCACUUCCGCCACUCCAGCAUCGACACCCGCCCCUCGACCGCCGACACCACCACCGGCGUGCUCGACGACGACGAGGCCGGCCUGGCCGCCGCCAUCGAGCUGUGUAACUUCGGCACCCCGCGCUCCGCCGCCGUCGCCAUGCCCGCCGACGUGCCCCCCGUCCCCCCACUGCCUGCCCGCUACCUGAGCCUGAGCAUGAGCAGCAGCUCCCACGCCACCGCUGGCGGCCGCCUGAAGCCCGGUGCGCGCAGCUUCGACGCCCAGAGCGGCACCGCUUCCCGCGAUCCGUCGUCGUCCACCCCGACCCUGUACAAUCCUUUCCUCCGCCCGCUGUCAUACAAAGUCUCCGACGAGCGCGAUGUGAAAAUGCGCGACGUCAAGACCAUCCACGAAGAAGUCGACGACGAUUUCCAUCGGGACUCCGCUGUGCCCAUGGACGAGGAUGACGAUGGCGUGUUUGGCAAGAUGGAAGAAUGA